Messenger RNA from Girardinichthys multiradiatus, 4488 nucleotides. RefSeq names its product ATP-binding cassette sub-family G member 4-like. The coding region runs from base 118 to 2076 and encodes 652 amino acids. Gene Ontology annotation, cellular component: plasma membrane. The transcript is spliced from 14 exons. Lineage: Eukaryota; Metazoa; Chordata; Actinopteri; Cyprinodontiformes; Goodeidae. The record is from RefSeq and is a predicted model, not a curated record. Gene Ontology annotation, molecular function: ATP binding; ATP hydrolysis activity; ABC-type transporter activity.
CAAGCCCAGCCCCAAAUCCCCAGGCACAUGUGUAAAUUGCAACAUGUCUGUAGAUAAUGAAGAAUUAAUUACCUGUGUUUUUAAUCUUAACACCUCUCCCAUAGCCAAAGAGCUGAUAUGGACAAUAAGGCACUGGAAUCUGAUUCUGUGAGUAUCCCCAUGGAGGAGACUGUAGUGUGUAACGGAGGCAGCCAACCUUUAGCUCAGUCUCAGCUGCAGCUGGAGCCACCUAUAUCAGCCCAUCUGAGCAAGGUAGAGAACCAGAUUACAGAUGGGCAGUGCUUUCCCCACAUACCCAAACGCUCAUCCGUGGAUCUGGAGUUCAUUGAUGUCUCCUACACCAUCCGAGAAGGACCAUGUUGGAGGAGAACAGGUUUCAAAGUUUUAUUGAAGUCACUUUCUGGGAGGUUCGGCAGUAGAGAGCUGAUAGGUAUCAUGGGGCCCUCUGGGGCCGGAAAGUCCACUUUAAUGAACAUUCUGGCUGGAUACAGGGAAACAGGGAUGAAGGGUCAGAUCCUGGUAAAUGGGAAACCCAGAGACCUGAGGACAUUUAGGAAAAUGUCCUGCUACAUCAUGCAGGAGGACAUUUUGCUGCCACACCUCACUCCCAGGGAGGCUAUGAUGGUUUCAGCCAACUUAAAGCUGGAUGAAACCCUGGAAGUGAAAAAAGAGCUGGUGAAUGAGAUUCUAACUGCCUUGGGGCUCCUUGACUGUGCCCACACUCGUACUAGCUCCCUCUCUGGUGGUCAGUGUAAACGUCUGGCAAUUGCAUUAGAACUGGUCAACAACCCUCCAGUCAUGUUCUUCGACGAACCCACCAGUGGUUUAGACAGUGUGUCCUGCUACCAAGUGGUGUCCUUAAUGCGCUCCCUGGCUCUCGGAGGACGUACUAUUAUCUGCACCAUUCACCAGCCAAGUGCCAAAUUGUUUGAGAUGUUUGACAUGCUUUACAUCCUCAGUCAGGGUCAGUGCAUCUACAAAGGGUCAGUGCCAUUCCUUAUUCCUUACAUGAAGACGCUGGGUCUCUACUGCCCAACCUAUCACAACCCUGCUGACUUUAUUAUUGAGGUGGCCUCAGGAGAGUAUGGGGACCUGAACCCCGUGCUCUUUGAGGCAGUUCAAGGUGGAAUGUGUGCCUUAGAACACAAGAAGAACACUUGUGAAACCAAUUUGACAUUGGUUUGUGCAGCAAGCAGUUCCAUGAAUAUUGGACACAUAGAAAGCCAUACUUUUGCCACAAGCACACUCACACAGUUCUGCAUCCUCUUCAAGAGAACCUUAAUAACUAUAUGUCGAGAUCAGGUUCUGACACAUCUCAGACUGAUCUCCCACAUCACCAUUGGUGUAAUAAUAGGUUUGCUUUAUUUGAACAUUGGCAAUGAUGCCAGCAAAGUGUUUAACAACACUGGAUUUCUCUUCUUCUCUAUGCUGUUCCUCAUGUUUGGAGCACUCAUGCCAACAGUGCUGACAUUUCCUCUGGAGAUGUCUGUGUUCCUACGGGAGCAUCUUAACUACUGGUACAGCCUGAAGGCUUACUACCUGGCCAAAACCAUGGCUGAUAUCCCAUUCCAGGUAAUCUGCCCCAUCAUGUACUGCAGCAUUGUUUACUGGAUGACAGAGCAGCCUCCUGAGGCCACCCGCUACCUGCUCUUCAUAGCCCUUUCCGUCUGUACUGCCCUGGUGGCCCAGUCCUUAGGCCUGCUGGUUGGUGCUGCUUCCACCUCUCUUCAGGUAGCAACAUUUAUUGGACCUGUCACAGCGAUUCCAGUGCUGCUUUUCUCCGGGUUCUUUGUGAAUUUCGACACCAUCCCUAAUUAUCUGCAGUGGAGCUCCUACGUGUCCUAUGUCAGGUACAGCUUUGAAGGUGUGCUACUGUCUAUCUAUGGGAUGAACCGCUCAGAGCUGGAGUGUCCUGGGAAGGUGUGUAAGUUCCAACAGCCUGAAGAGGUUCUGCAGCUAUUAGAUGUGGAAGAUGCAAAGCUCCACAUUGAUUUCAUUGUCUUGGGUAUCUUCUUUGUCAUCCUUCGACUGACCACCUACCUCGUCCUACGCUACAAGGUCAAGUCUGAGAUAUAGGUUUUCAUAUCCUCUUCAUUUGACUCGUUCUUGUGCACAGAGAAUAGAAUGUCAUACUGAAGUUUGCUUUCUUUCCUUAGCCAUUCAGUGAUUAGAAAGUAUACUUAUGGGAGCAAUUUUUUAGGGCAAUUCAGUAUUAGACUGGACUUGUUCUUACAGCAGCUGUCUUUAAGAGACACAACAGUGCAUAAUCUCCCUCCUUCACUAAGUCUGUGAACAUUCACUGGGAAAAAUUACCUUUUUUCCAGCCACACUUUUUGUGUUACAAACCACCCUCAUACUCAUCUCCAUCCACUCCACCCUGCCUGCACCUGUCUUCAACUCCCUAGUAUUUUACAUGGUACUUUGGAUGAUUGACCCAAAAUACUUCAACUCAUCAUCUUUUUGCACCUUUACUCAACGGCUUCACCUUCUCACGCAUUCCCCUCAUUAUUCACAUACAUUUAUUUUGUAAUGUUUCAAAAUGCAAAAUGAUGUGUGUUUGGUUAAACGAUUCUUAUACAGCUAAAAAAAUAACUUUAUGAAUCGGUGCUGUAAUGGUUCCCUAUGUAAGGAAAACUUGCCAUAUCUUCUCUGCUAUUACCAAAGAUUUUAUACUGCUAGUGACUCUAGUUUAAUGUUUCUUAGACUGGAUGAAGACAUAUCAGCAAUGUAGCAUUUAUCCAUGUGACAAACGGAGUCUCAUUAGUAUGUGGAAGAACUGCAUAUAGCCCUAAUAGCCUAGCAUCUCAAUGCUGACCCAUUUGGGAUACACACCGCUGUGGAAUGGCACUUGUUGCAAGUCAAUCAAUGUGGUUGAGUUGGUCACUCUGGCAUGAACAGCAUGCCCAAGCUAAUCCCAGGGAGUAUAGACUGGGCCAAUCCAAGCCCUGACAAACUUGUCUGCAGGUCAGGUUCCAGAAACAUAAAAUAAGAGACAUAAGCAGAAAAUGCGAUUUGGUUUAUUUUCUUAUUGGUUCAACCCACAUUCAGAUUAAUUUCAAUAAAAUUAUAUGUAAAAUUAUUAAAAAGUUAAUUUAUUUAAGUAACUCCAUUCACUAAGUGAAAUACAUUAUAUAGAUUAAUUACACACAGACUGAUGUUUCGAAGCCUUUAUUUCAGUUAACUAUGAUGAUUUUCACCUUACAGCUACUGAAAACACAUUUAAGAUUGAAAUAUUACGUUGGGCCAGAAAAAACCCAUUUAAUUCAGAAAUGUGGGCCUAAUGAAAAUUAUGUUUAAUAGCUGCCUGUACCUGUACUUUCAAUUUGACAGACGAGCCUCAACAGAACACAUAUUCUAAUUUACUGAGAUAUACCUGCACUCAACCUACAAGUGCGUUUUCUUUAUAAAUGUAACACCAUUUAGAGGAAACAGGCUAAAUGGCUUUCCAAAGGUAUAAGAUUUAUUGCCAAGAAGCAAUCUUACAAGAAAAAAAUCAACCAAGCACAAACUUUUUUACUUUUUGUGCUAAAUUUAUAUAACAUAUCUGAUCUUAUAAUUAUCCUUGAUUGACAAUGUAUUUGUAAUACAUAUUCCUCUGGCAAAGAAACAAAAUUCAAAUAUAAAUUGUUUUCAUACAUACUGAUAGUUAAAAUGUGCAUUUAUAUAUUAUUUCCAAGAUGAGAUGAUUUCUACCAACAUUUACUUUCAAAAACCAUUAUUUAGCCUUAGCUGUUUUCUUACACUAUGACAUAUUGUUAGCCUCAUAGCAUAAUUGCCUAUGUCAUAAUUUAGCUUACUGUUACAAUAUCAAUAAGAAAUAUAAUGUGCGUGCUGAAGAAAUUUUUUUUUUCCUGUUUUCCGAAAUGUUCAAUAUGAUUUAGUCAAUAGUAUUUUUUUAAUUUGCUGUUGUCUGUGUACGUCCUGCAGUGCCUCAAAAACACAACAUGCUGAUAAUCAUGUUUGGUGCUAUCUGCUAUCAUGUUUAAUGUGAAAUUUUAUGUAAUACAUUUUAGGCCUCUAGACUGCACAUUUUAAAGGACAUUAAAUACUAUAGACAGGCCAAAGAUAAUUAAAUGUAAAUGGAAGAUUGUUCAUAUUUUAUUUACAGUUAGUGAAAGUUUGUCAUUUGUAUUUGUUGUGUUCUGAAAGAACUGAGUUUUUUUUUUUUUUUUUUUUUGGUUGAAUUCAAUAUGUACUUUUGCAGAGGAAAACAUGAAACACACCAUUUUUACUGAAAUAAAAAAUGGAAUCCUGACAGUACAGUUCUAAGUAUGGUUUUAAUUUCUCAUAUUGCCUUGAAGAUAGGGGUGAAGAAUUCUGUUGUAGCUUUGGUGAUAAUCUGUAAAUCUUCCACUAGAUGUCACUGUAUCCUAAACACUUGACCUUUAAAUCGUGAUAGGUUUAAACAUCCCAACAACUUGACCAGUAAAAGUACUGUAGAUUUAAAAACGGGCGGAUAUUUAAAUAAACACCAAGCUGACAAAUGCA